UUUCCGCUGUCUAAGACAUUGAAAAACUUGUUGAUUGAUGGCGAUGGUGAUUGACAGUUGUGAUCAUAGAUCUCACUGCUAAGUUUUCUUUCGGAAAGGUUUGAUAAAAGGCGUUGGAUAAUGAUAUCUGAACAGAAUCAGGAGAAGCUUGCUUGGUGAUUUAUCAACGACAAUAGACUUGUACCUGUUUGACAUCCAGAGGGACUUUUAAAAGGGGAAGUAAGUCUGCUGGGCACAUGACUGCCCUGUUGGAGGCAGAAUCUGAACAAGUGCACGUCAUGGAUGGUGCAGUCAGGCCAAAGAUCCUGGCAACAGGUCGAGACCGCCCAGCAUUUAGACAUCCCCAGCAUACGCAGAAGGCAUUUGAGUCACUCAAUCAGAUGCGCAAACAUGGACUGUUAUGUGACAUAGUGCUUGUCGUGGACUCAGUGGAGAUUCCAUCUCACAAAGCCAUCUUGUCUUCCUGCAGUCAAUAUUUCUAUGCUAUGUUCACUGGAGAAAUGGCAGAAGCAAAAGCAAAUCGCAUCACUCUUCAGGAAAUAGAUGCAAAAGCAUUAUCACUUCUCAUUGAGUUUGUCUACACAUCAGAAAUCCAUGUGACUGAAGAUAAUGUACAGACUCUACUGCCAGCUGCCAACAUCCUACAGAUGACCGAAGUGCGGGAAGCCUGCUGUGAGUUCCUGCAGGCACAGCUGCAUCCCUCCAACUCACUAGGCAUACGUGACUUUGCCGAUCUACAUGCCUGCACUGAUCUCAAUAACUAUGCUCAGACCUAUACAGAGCAACAUUUCACCGAGGUGGUGCACUAUGAUGAGUUUCUGUCUCUGUCGGAGAACCAGGUAGCCCGACUCAUCUCCAGUGACAGACUUACUGUCACAUCAGAAGAACAGGUGUUUGAGGCUGUUAUGUCGUGGGUACAGCAUGACUUAGGGUCAAGGCAGGGUCUGGUUGAGCAGUUGCUUGAGCAUGUGCGUCUGCCUCUCAUGACCCAGGAAUAUUUAGUGCAAAGGGUGGAGGAGGAGCCACUGGUCAAGACCAACAGUAGAUGCAAGGACUUCCUCAUCGAGGCUAUGAAAUAUCAUCUGCUGAAAAGUGACCAAAAGAUCAUGUUCAAAACUCCACGAACACAGCCAAGGAAUCCUAUUGGAUUGCCAAAGGUGUUACUUGUGAUUGGGGGCCAGGCUCCUAAGGCAAUUCGCAGUGUUGAGUGCUAUGACUUUCAGGAUGACCGAUGGUUUCAGUUGGCUGAGAUGCCCACGAGGAGAUGUCGUUGUGGUGUAGCUGUUCUCAACAGUCAGGUGUAUGCAGUGGGGGGUUUUAAUGGAUCUCUUCGUGUACGGACAGUUGAUGUGUAUGACCCAGUGAAAGACACAUGGACAUCAUGCCCUAGCAUGGAGGCACGUCGCAGCACACUUGGGGUUGCUGUGCUCAAUGGCUAUAUCUAUGCUGUUGGAGGAUUUGAUGGCUCAACAGGUUUAGAUAGUGCUGAAUAUUUUGAUCCGGGUACUGGAGAGUGGCGAAUGAUUUCACCAAUGAGCACACGGCGUAGCAGCGUUGGAGUGGGAGUAGUGGGAGGUUUGCUGUAUGCUGUAGGAGGUUAUGAUGGAGCCUCCCGUCAGUGUCUCAGUUCUGUGGAGUGCUACAACCCGCUGACUGAUACAUGGAUGCACGUUGCUGAGAUGUCAUGUCGCCGCAGUGGAGCAGGUGUUGGAGUGGUAGAUGGCUUGCUGUAUGCUGUAGGAGGUCAUGACGGUCCUCUUGUAAGGAAGAGUGUUGAAGUUUAUGACCCUGAGAACAACAUGUGGAAGCAAGUGGGGGACAUGCAUCUGUGCAGGAGAAAUGCAGGUGUUGUGGCCAAUGGUGGACAGUUGUUUGUAGUUGGUGGUGAUGAUGGAUCUUCUAACUUGGGUUCUGUGGAAUGCUUUGACCCGAAGUCUAACACAUGGACAUUGCUACCAUCUAGCAUGAUGACAGGCAGAAGUUACGCUGGGGUUACUGUGAUAGACAAGCCUAUCUUAUAGCUUUCCUUGCAAUCACCAGGAUCGUAAUCAUCAUCAUCAUCAAUCAUCAUCAUCCUGUUCUCCUUCAGGUGACAUGGAUAAGAAACACAGCACCGUCACUAACAACCUAUGCGAAACUACUGGUAAACACAGAAGAGAUGAGACAACCUGCAUUGUGAUAUAACUGAAUUGGAAUGAGUGGCACAGUCCUAUAUAUGUGCAGGGUGACGGUUAUGUCUUGGCACAACAGUGUAUGUGUUGAUUUGCUUACAGUGCUUCACAAAUAUCAUUAUGAAGAACAAAUGUGAAUAGGAAAUGAAGAUUUGAUUGAACUUUUGGUUAAUAGAAAUUUAAAGGAAUAACAUUAGUGGUUCUCAUGUGGGACUGAUCUCUUUUAUAAGUGUCACAUGGCUGAAAGCAAAUUACCUGUAAUACAUAUUGGGAUCCUAACCAGCAUGCAUGACCCCCAACUUUUAGAAGAUGCAUAUAUUCGCAAAGCAUCUGUGUUUAUCAGUAAGGAACACCUCUAUUUUAGUCAUUAUGACCAACUGGGAAUGAUGUUUGUGUCAGGUGUGAAAGACUGCUGGGUUUCUUGACUUUAUUCAGAUGGUGGUUGUAUGUCCAACCUGAACAGGAUUCCUUGUGAUAAAUUUGUACAUAGCUCUAAUGUGAUACAUGUGUGAGUGCAGCAGGAUGACACUUUUGAAGUGCAUCAUCUUCAAGCUGCUUUUGGGUUGAGCUCAGUGGUGACUGCUGUGGAGUCUCCUAUUGUAUGGUAAUGUAGCUGAUCUCAACAGGCUUGCUAAGGCAUAAAAAAUUAAAAGAAUUGGUUCUCAGGCAAUGGAAAAUUUUGAAAAUAUAGUGCAGGCAAGCAGCCUCUUUUUGUGUGUGUAGUGGGGUGAAGGGGGGAGGGGAGGGAGGAGGAACUGUUCAGACUAGUAUGUAACCAAAUAAACAGUUGUGUACAAUCAACGUGGGAAAGGGCCUCCCUACAGUAAUGUAUUCCUUGAUGAGUAAAAUACUGGAAUACAGUAUUGGACUACCAGUGUGCGCAUAAUACAUGCAUACAAUGAACUUUAAUAUUAUUUCACAAUGAGAAGACGUUAUUGUGAGCAUAUAACACCAGAAGAAUCAUGUCAACAAAUCUGUACCAAAGUAUGCAAGUUAGUCCCGUUGUUACACUAUUUGGCAAUGAAAGUGUUUGUUGUGAAUCUGGACUUACUUUUGUAAUCCAUUAUAAUAUUACUUUUCUCCAAGAUUUAGUUCAAUUUUGUUCAGAUUAAUUUUGGCUAAAUCGUGUAUGAUGUGAUCGGCAAAUCACAUCAACUUGAAAUGAUCAUUAGUCAUUACAGAUACCUCUCAAUUCCUAUGAAAUUUCAUUUCAAUUAUGAUAUUGCCCAUGAGAUUAAGUAUUUUUUUAUCGGGGAGAAAAUGGGUGGACAGCUGAUUGCUAUUUCCAGCUUAUUUUACAAGACAAAGACCACGUAAUCUUAAUCUCUGUAUUUGAAACACGCCCGGCAUACAAUACACAAAUACCAUUCGAAUUUGUAAAUCAUCAUGUCUCGCAAACUUGCAAACUGCAAAACAAGCACACAAACUCUUAUGGCCGCCAUGACCAUGACAGUGAAGCAGUGCGCAUUUAAAGGGAAGUAACUGCACGCUAUGUUGGGUCGAUUUGUGUUGUAUCUUUUCACUGCCGGGGUUGUGUGAAAAUGGAAAUGAAAACGAAACGUGCAGCAGACUUUGUGAUGAUGGGGCGGUGCCUGAGAACCAAGACUUUUUUCUUCUUUUUUUAGCCUUACCUGACAUGUUAACUUUGUGUAGACUGAUAUUGAUCAUGUUAAAUAUUAUAUGCUCAGAUCAACUUUUCUGAAAUAUAUUAAAGAUAAUUGACUUAAU
Messenger RNA from Haliotis rufescens (red abalone), 3899 nucleotides. RefSeq names its product kelch-like protein 3. The record is from RefSeq and is a predicted model, not a curated record. NCBI's taxonomy places the organism in Eukaryota, Metazoa, Mollusca, Gastropoda, Lepetellida, Haliotidae. The transcript is spliced from 12 exons. The coding region runs from base 237 to 2021 and encodes 594 amino acids. Gene Ontology annotation, molecular function: protein binding.